AUGAGCGAAGACCCGUGGCUGGAGGAGACUUCCGAACUCGUUGAGGACGCAACGAUUAGGCUUUCCCCGCGACUAACCCGCCGUUUGUCAGAAAGCUCGUCCCUCGCCCGGGAGCCCCAGCAAGAAGGCUAUGUACACACUCGAGCGCAUACAACGGAUGGUCAUGUAGGAUAUGACCAUCCUUUGCAAACUCCUACUGUUUCUGCUCCAAAUAGGGACAGCGCGACACGACCUCAGCUGGCGCGUAUGCUGAGCGAUUUUGAGCCCAAGGAGUCUGAAGAUCAAACAAGCAAAGACUCCGAUUCGCAUGCAACUAUCUACACCGAGGAGGACUCACCGUCAAAGAAGAAAAGAGUAGUAAUCCAUGAGGUGAAAUCCGCAGAUACGCUAGCGGGCGUGGCCCUCAAGUACGGCGUAUCCAUGGCGGCAUUACGCAGAGUAAACCACAUGUGGGCUUCGGACUCGAUACAUCUUCGACGGCAACUAUACAUCCCCUUGGACACUGCCACUGACAAAGACAGCCGUUCAGAAGCGGGUGGUAGUCCUCCUCUUCGUAUAACCACCCAAGAACUGUCCUCUCUGAACCUGCGGGAGCUGCCCGAGUCCGAAUUGUCGUUUUUCAAUCCUAGGGAUGCGCUUCCUCGACAAGCUUCUCCCUCAGACGGAGACUCUCGACUGACUUCGCCUCCGAACAAUACAAAAUUCAACGCUGUUGCUAUCCCUAGGCGGACUAAGAUUCAUGGAUCGCCAGUGUCCAGCGGUUCUUCGCUAUCCUCAGAGCAUCAGAUGGCCAGGUUACCAUCCCAUGGGCUAUCCUCGCUAUUCACCGCUACCCGGGCCCCUCUCGACCGAAUUACCAGGGUGUCCAUGGAAUCCAGCCGGUCUUCGCUGGACAAGAGUAGUGGAGCGGGCGAUGAACAUGAGCAGGGGCAUGAACUGGACCUCUUGAACGGAUCUAACCAGGAGAUAAGCUCCUGCUCAACUCGAGGAUACCGGUCAGCAGAGACGCUCGCCUUGAGGUCUUCGGACAGCAAGUCGUUCCGGAGUCCAGAACAUCUGGCCAUGUACGGGUCUACUGUUGACACCGAGGUUGAGCUCAGCGCAGAGCGUACCGCAUUUCCCAUACGUACCGCGCAAAUGGAACCUUCGCCUGCAAUGCAGCUCCCAAUUCCACACCAGAAGCGCCGCGGCAAUUCCCAUAUUUCAUCAGCUAGCCUAGAGCCUGUCCCAGGAAAGCGGAGUUAAGAGCGAUACGUAUAGUUUCGAACGUCAACGGACACAACCGCAUCCAUUCUGGGUAUGCAGCGCGCUCUUACCCGUUGUCUCUUUGCCAUCCUUUGGCCGGUCGUGUCUAUUCCCAUGGAAAAGGGGCCCUUCGCUGUCGCCGGGGUGGUAAGAGGAUUGCCUUGCGCUCAGGGCACUAUAUUGUCGCUAUUAUAGCAUCAGUGCUUAUCGUCAACAGCGCUGCGCCAUUCCCAUAUACCACACUCCGACCAGUCACACGCUGGGCCGCAUAUUUUGCCGGCGCGUUCCAGGCGGGCUGCAC
Molecule: messenger RNA, 1546 nt
Organism: Gloeophyllum trabeum ATCC 11539
Lineage: Eukaryota; Fungi; Basidiomycota; Agaricomycetes; Gloeophyllales; Gloeophyllaceae
Exons: 2
Coding region: 1-1245 (414 amino acids)
Source: RefSeq, a predicted model, not a curated record